AUGAACGAGGAGGAACUGAAUGGGCUUCUCCAGACAAGAACCAGCCAAAAAGAGCUAGCGCGCAUAAAAACACAGAUUGAAAUAAAAAAGAAAAGGCUGAGCGAGUUGGCGAAAGAGCUGGAAAAAGACCAAAAGACAGUCGAGCUGUCCAUGUACUAUCUGCUGCUCAAAAGAGAGACAGAAAGGCUGACGAGAAUAGUAAAGAUAUUGGAGAGAGAGAAAAAGAAAGAGGCCGAGCACGUUUGGAUAAAAGAAGGAAAAACAAAGGAAGCCUCGGAAUAUCUGCACAAGUUCAGAGAAAUUACAAAUAGGUACUACAACAACUUUCCUCUGCUGAACUUCACGCACAGAGAAGUGCCAAUUGAGUACUACGUCCAUGCUCUCGCCAUGGAAGAGUGCGGGGUCAUAGAGAUGGGAGACAGUCUAGUGGAAACAACGAAAGGAUCCCUGUACUUUGUAAGAAAAAAAGAAAUCAUCCACCUGCUGCACAACGAAUCCAUGAAAAUAGUAAAGACCGACAGUAGACAGGCGAAAAAUUAA
Molecule: messenger RNA, 540 nt
Organism: Nematocida minor
Lineage: Eukaryota; Fungi; Microsporidia
Exons: 1
Coding region: 1-540 (179 amino acids)
Source: RefSeq, a predicted model, not a curated record